This is a messenger RNA of Talpa occidentalis (Iberian mole), 3916 nucleotides long. RefSeq names its product myotubularin related protein 1 (gene MTMR1). NCBI's taxonomy places the organism in Eukaryota, Metazoa, Chordata, Mammalia, Eulipotyphla, Talpidae. Gene Ontology annotation, molecular function: phosphatidylinositol-3,5-bisphosphate 3-phosphatase activity. Bases 152 to 2164 code for a protein of 670 amino acids. Gene Ontology annotation, biological process: phosphatidylinositol dephosphorylation. The transcript has 15 exons. The record is from RefSeq and is a predicted model, not a curated record.
GUGGGUACCGCGGGGCCGCCAGGUGACAGCUAAUGGCGGCGGCCGCUCGAGCCGGCGAGCGGUGACGCGGGGCGCAGCCGGUAGCGCGGCGGGACCUCCCCGGGCGCAGCUCCCCUCGACGGCGGCUUCCCCGCGGCGGGCUCGGAGCGCCAUGGAGCGGCCGGCGGCGGCAGCAGCAGCGGCAGCAGCGGCGGCGGCGGGUAGUGAGGGCGGCGGGGCCCCGGGCCCGGGACCGGCGGGCGCUCGGAGAUCCACUCGGGUCGCCGGAGGCCCCUCCGCCGGCUCCCGGCAGCCCAGCGUGGAGACCCUGGACAGUCCUACAGGAUCUCAUGUUGAAUGGUGUAAACAGCUUAUAGCUGCCACAAUUUCUAGUCAGAUUUCAGGUUCAGUGACAUCAGAAAAUGUAUCCAGAGAUUACAAGGCUCUGAGGGAUGGAAAUAAGCUGGCACAGAUGGAAGAAGCGCCACUUGUUCCAGGAGAAUCAAUCAAGGCCAUUGUGAAGGACGUCAUGUACAUCUGCCCGUUCACGGGCGCCACGAGCGGGACGCUGACGGUGUCAGACUUCAAGAUGUACUUCAAAAAUGUAGAGAGGGAUCCGCAUUUCAUCCUGAACGUUCCCCUUGGAGUGAUCAGCAGAGUUGAGAAGAUCGGGGCGCAGAGCCACGGAGACAAUUCCUGUGGCAUAGAGAUCGUGUGCAAGGAUAUGAGGAACUUGAGACUGGCUUAUAAACAGGAAGAACAGAGUAAACUGGGGAUAUUUGAAAAUCUCAGCAAACACGCAUUUCCUCUUUCCACUGGGCAGACACUAUUUGCAUUCAACUAUAAAGAAAAAUUUCCAAUUAAUGGAUGGAAAGUUUAUGAUCCAGUAUCUGAAUAUAAGAGACAGGGCCUGCCAAAUGAGAGCUGGAAAAUAUCUAGAGUAAACAGCAAUUAUGAGCUGUGCGACACCUAUCCUGCCAUCAUUGUUGUGCCAACUAGUGUAAAAGAUGAUGACCUUUCAAAAGUGGCAGCCUUCCGAGCAAAAGGCAGAAUCCCUGUGUUGUCAUGGAUUCAUCCAGAAAGUCAGGCGACCAUUACCCGCUGCAGCCAGCCACUGGUGGGCCCCAAUGAUAAACGCUGCAAAGAAGAUGAAAAAUAUUUGCAGAUGAUAAUGGACGCCAAUGCGCAGUCACACAAGCUCACUGUCUUUGAUGCCCGCCAGAACAGCGUCGCUGACACCAACAAGGCGAAGGGUGGAGGAUAUGAAAGUGAGAGUGCGUACCCAAACGCGGAGCUGGUCUUCUUGGAGAUCCACAACAUUCAUGUGAUGCGGGAGUCUCUGCGCAAACUGAAGGAGAUCGUGUACCCGUCCAUCGACGAGGCCCGGUGGCUGUCCAACGUGGACGCCACGCACUGGCUGGAAUACAUAAGGAUGCUUCUCGCUGGUGCGGUGAGGAUAGCUGACAAGAUAGAGUCCAGGAAGAGCUCGGUGGUGGUGCACUGCAGCGACGGCUGGGACCGCACAGCCCAGCUGACGUCCCUGGCCAUGCUCAUGCUGGACAGCUACUACCGCACCAUUCAAGGCUUCGAGGUGCUCAUAGAAAAGGAGUGGAUCAGCUUUGGACAUAGGUUCGCUCUGCGAGUGGGCCACGGCAAUGACAACCAUGCAGAUGCUGACCGAUCCCCUAUAUUUCUUCAAUUUAUUGAUUGUGUUUGGCAAAUGACAAGACAGUUUCCUUCAGCCUUCGAGUUUAAUGAACUAUUCUUGAUUACAAUUUUGGAUCACCUUUAUAGCUGUCUCUUUGGGACUUUCUUGUGCAACUGUGAACAGCAGCGACUCAAAGAGGAUGUGUGUACGAAGACUGUAUCAUUGUGGUCUUACAUCAAUAGCCAGCUUGAUGAAUUUUCUAAUCCCUUCUUUGUGAAUUAUGAAAACCACGUCUUAUAUCCUGUCGGUAGCCUGAGUCAUUUGGAAUUAUGGGUAAACUAUUAUGUGCGAUGGAAUCCACGCAUGAGGCCUCAGAUGCCGAUCGACCAGAACCACAAGGAGCUGCUGGCCGUGCGCGCGGAGCUGCAGAAGAGGGUGGAAGACCUGCAGCGGGAGGUGGCCACCCGCGCCUCGUCCUCCUCCGAGCGGGGCUCCUCGCCGUCCCACUCGGUCACGCCUGUGCACACCUCGGUCUGACGGCGCCAGAGGCGCAGAGGGACCUGCCCAUGGGCCGUCGCUUGUGAUGUCUGUUAGGAUUAGGCCUGGUGCCCCCGCAUCUGAAGGGACUUCCAGCCCCUGACCCGUGUGGUCAGGGCAGCUCCCCCACUGUUGAUGCUUCGUGUGUUGUGAGCACUCCGUCUCCCUCCUGUCGGCCGUCUCACAGGCCGGCCGGCCCGUCCACCCCGGCACCGGCUUCCUCUCGAGCCCCGCGCCCCGCCCCUUGGCCAGAGAAGCCUGCGGAGACAGCCGCGUGCUGGGCCUACGGGGUCGCCCACAGCUUCCUGUAGCUCUGGGCUACCGUCGGGGAACUGUUCUGGAAUGAAGUAUGUGGUGGGGAGGCAGCCGAUGGCCUCUGUUCCGCACUUGUUUCCAUGCAGGGGGUCCGUGGCCCCAAUUUAGUGGCGCAUACAUAGAAGGUAUUUUUUAAUAAGAGAAACAUACCUUUAUUUUCCUAUGUCCUCUUAGGGUCAGAAUGGCCGCCCGAGCAGGCAUCUGCUUGAGCAGACUGCGAGGCACUCUUCAACCCUCGCUCGGGCCCGCCUGUCCAUGGUACACGGACGCGCGGCUUGCGGAUGGCUGCGUGAGUGGCAACGGCUUUUGUCCCCACCGCGCCUUGGUACUUGCCUCCUGAGGUGGCUGGGCCGUCGACGGCAUGACGGAGGGGAACCGAGGGUGCUGGCCUCCCUGAGGCACGCCUGUCCCCUCCUGGGCUGGCUGACGCCCCUGUCUGCCCUUUGCUGCCGCUGCCCACAACGCGGCGCCCCUGCUUCCCACGGCCUCCCGUAUGGGAAUCCCUCUGACGCCGUUUCCUCCUGCACGUCAGCAUUUUGAAGGAGCCAGCGCCCGGCUCCAGUCGCCAAAAGCACGACAGCCUGCCCCUCGGGCCUCUGCUCCUGCUUCCCCAGCUGGGCGCCCUGACUUGGAGCUCUGGGGCCCCCCUCUCUCCAGCCGGGCAUUCAUCUACACAGGGCCAUCCGCUGGCACGAGACCACCCCCUCCUGGAGGCACAGGGUCCACUUGGGGUUGGCACUUGCCGGGUCAGAGCCCAGGAAACUGCCUGGUGGUCAGCGCCUUACGGGGCCCGUGACCUCGUUCAGGGUUUUUACAGUCAGUUACUUAGAAUAGAUGUUUUUUUUAACUUGGAACCUUCUGAUUCUUACAAAGGUUUUUCUGGUAUAAUUCCGUAUUUAUUCAAGGUAAUUUGAUAACCUGAAAUCAAUUCUCCAUUUUUAUCACCUGGGGGAUUUGUUUGUACAUCAUCGUUUCAUCCUAGUUUGACUUAUGUUCCCAGCACAUGUGAAAGCUCCUGUCCGCAGGCGCCCCGGACGAGGCGUGCGCAGUGGGGCGCGGGGGCGGUCCCCACGCCCGUGCCCAGGUCUCACUCUGGCGGCCGCACUAGGCCCGUGGGCUUGAUCUUCUGCCAGAACCACCCCAGCAAAGCAGGCUCACUCUCACUGAGGUCCGCGCACGGGGGGCACCCCUAGAAACUGCGGCUCCGCUGGGCAGCAGCCGGCCAGACACCCUCUGUCCCCAGGGCAGACGACGUUUCUAAGCCAACCUGAAGUCUAGUUGUGACCCAAGCAAUUCCUGUCCUGUCUGUAAGUGUCCUAGAGCGUCAGCCCUUCACGGUUUUUAAAAACUGGUACAAUAUUGUAUUUGCUGCAUCUGAUGCACCAUAUUUCAACCUGGAAUUAAAAUGUUUGCUCCGAAGUCUGUUUCUUGUCUCUA